AGCGCGCCACUGAGGCAACAUGGCCACGUGCUGGAGUGUUUACAUAUUUCGUAACAUUAUAUUAAAAAACAUAAGUGAAUAAUUAGAAAAACCCAAUACGGAAGACGACCGCGGUAACUUGUAGUAAUUAUCGGUACUCUACUCUGACGUAGUGACGUAAAUACGUGCGAUGUUGACGUGGCAUUAAACAAGUUUCCAGUCUAAUGUAAUCCAGUGUAGACAGUAGAGUAUAGAAUGUAUGUAUUGAGUGUUUGUAUUUACACUCGUGAAUGUUAAUUAAUUAAUCAGUUGAAAAAUAAAUUAGUCAGUAGUCAGUGGUUAAAAAAAAAAUGACCUCGUGUCCAGCUCCGUCGUCUUCCGUGUCAACAGUCAGGCCUAGAUGCAGUUGUCAAAGUCGCAACAAUAUUGACGACUGUUUCUCGACAGUACCAGGUGGUGUUGGUGCUACUGGAUGUGUCAUUAAAAAUUAUCAACCUCAUGGAAACCUUGCUCGCAUUUUAUGGGAAAAACAAAAAGCCGAUGAGCGACUGCGCGCAUAUGACAAAACAAGGUGGUACAGAGUUGACAAAUCAAAAAUACGAGAAGAUAUUCUGAAACUGUGGAUACCAUUAGGAAUUGGAGAACGUAAAGAUGAACCAGAUAAAAGCGCUCAAGAUUUUUUGGCACGAUCUGCUGAUAAAUCGGACUCGCUUUUCCUACAAGUUUGGCACUCAUUAGCAACAUCUGCCUUGUCUUGGUUCAUAUCUAGGACUUCAAUAAAUGGAUUAUUGGGGCGCGGUUCAAUGCAUGUGUUUUCAACUGAACAGUUUCUGCAACUGAUGGACACAAGUGACUUCAAAGGACCUUGGGACAGCGUAGUUGAUCUUGGCGCUGGAGACGGCGCUACUACUGCCCACAUUGCGCAUCUAUUUAAAAAAGUUUACGCGACUGACGUAUCUGCACCAAUGAGAUGGGCCCUAGCUAAACGCAAAUUCACAGUGCUGGAUGUCAGCGACUGGGACAAGACCGGGCCAUUCAACGUAAUCCUCUGCCUAAACCUACUGGACCGUUGCGACAGGCCUAACACUCUAUUGAGACAAUUAAGAGCUACACUAGCGCCAGGUGGACGCCUCGUGGUGGCGCUAGUUCUGCCUUUCAGCCCGUACGUCGAAACUGGGGAACGCGGGGACCACAAGCCUAUGGAAUAUUUGCCUAUAAAAGGAUUCGGUCUAGAAGGCCAAGUCGCUGGUCUUAUUGACCGCGUUUUUGAGCCCGCUGGCCUAAAAUGUUUAGCUUGGAGCAAACUUCCUUACCUUUGCGAAGGAGACCUAAGACAGGCAUUUUGUUUUUUGGAAGACGUUAUUUUUAUACUUGAAGCCGAGGAAGAAAAUAAACAACGAGUACAAGAGUCAAUAAAUGAAGAAAAACAAUAAACGAUAUCAAUAAUCAGGAUUGAUAAUAAUUAAAAAUAAAACCAGCUGGAGACCGGAAAAUGAGGCGGUGGAAGAAAACUCCUUAGCGACUGCACCAGCUGAAUUGUGUCGACAAGCGCUGAUGAAGAAAAAUCAUAAUUAAUUACAAUCAUUUUACCACCCUGGUGAAAAUUUUUCGUA
This is a messenger RNA of Microplitis mediator, 1592 nucleotides long. Its product is annotated as protein-L-histidine N-pros-methyltransferase. The record is from RefSeq and is a predicted model, not a curated record. Bases 330 to 1412 code for a protein of 360 amino acids. The transcript is spliced from 6 exons. Gene Ontology annotation, molecular function: protein-L-histidine N-pros-methyltransferase activity. Lineage: Eukaryota; Metazoa; Arthropoda; Insecta; Hymenoptera; Braconidae.